AUUUACCUCACCAGUACUAUUACUUCCAAUGGCCUCUUUCCAACCCACCAACUUCCCUUACUUCCCGAGGCCGCCGCCUCUGCCUCCGCCGCCCCAUCAGGUUCCUCCUCCGCCUCCUCACGUACUUUCCCCGCCCCCGCCGCCACCCUAUUCGCCGGACAACCAACCCACGGUCAUCAUAGUGGUGGUUCUGUCGCUACUCGGCGGUCUCUUCUUCCUGGCCUUCCUUUCCGUACUUCUCUGCUGCUUCUGCUUCAUCAAGAAGAGGAGGGAGAAAAAGAAGAAGAUAGUUCAGGAAAAUGACACGGUGGACGCCGAAAAACACAGGAAGGUGACGGAGACAAUCGUCAAAGGGCCGCACGGAGAAGAAACAGUGGUGCUGACGGUAGAGGAUGACGUGCAGAUUGAAGAAGAGAUAAGGAAGACUGGAGUGUAUGGCGGUAAAGGUGGCGGUGGUCACGUGCAUGUUAAAUCUUCAGAAGGCAUCAAUGGUCCUCGUCUUCAUGAACCUGAGGGGGUAGGAGCUUGUUCUUCCUCUGGGCCUGGUCAAGAAAGGCUACCAUCUUGAUCAGCACUGCAAGUGUUGAUUUCAAGUUAUAUUUGUUCAUUAAUGAUCACCAAAGCAUGCAGGCCUUUGUGCGUAUGCCUCAGUGUUUCCAUCUGAAAUGAUGAUUAUUUAAUAAAUAAAUAAAUAUUUUAACAGUUAA
Molecule: messenger RNA, 707 nt
Organism: Malania oleifera
Lineage: Eukaryota; Viridiplantae; Streptophyta; Magnoliopsida; Santalales; Ximeniaceae
Product: protein TRACHEARY ELEMENT DIFFERENTIATION-RELATED 7A-like
Exons: 1
Coding region: 29-568 (179 amino acids)
Biological process (GO): plant-type secondary cell wall biogenesis
Source: RefSeq, a predicted model, not a curated record